AUGGCGCCGGAUGUGAACGCCCCGUCGCUGGCGGGGGCCGAAAGUGCCAAGUUGAAGUCAGGAGAGUGGGUCUCGGUGAUCAAAGCCGGAGACUAUUUUCAGGCCUCGGAAUUGAGAACCAAAGAGGACGGUCAGACCUACUUGAAAUUGGCCGAUCAGGACGGCUGGGUCUUUGGGAAGCUCAGCGGGAAGGGCAUCGCGGGGGAGUGGAAGAACCGCGACAUCGUGGUGCCAGUUGCGGAGAGCGAAGCCCUCAACGCCAAGGCCAAAAUCGUGGCCAACACGAUGGAGCGACAGUUGAUCCGAGAUGAUUCCGACAAGUUUGCGUUGUACAUCGUGGCGGGUGCAAUUCUCCUGAUCGCUAUUGAGAGACUCUGGGAGGAAUUUGCCUAA
Molecule: messenger RNA, 393 nt
Organism: Cladocopium goreaui
Lineage: Eukaryota; Dinophyceae; Suessiales; Symbiodiniaceae
Source: the annotation of a GenBank genome assembly